AUAGAGAUUAGGCGAGUGGGGAUCGAGGACAAAUGAAAUGCACACGAGCAUAAGUAUUACAUGUGGGAAAACAUUUCCCCCUUUCACUUCGGCCGCCGCUCGGCGAUUGCUGAGAGGACCCAGCGGAUUGGAUAGUGACUACCAACUGCGAGAAGAAGCCUUACACGCCGUCUAGCGUACUUUGUCGUCGUCUUGGAUCCAUGGGUUACCGACAUGUCUCGCCGUUCGACACCCAUGGCUCCGCCGACUAGCCAGGACGAGUUGACCACCACACUUUUCGGUGCGAUUGAAUCUUUAUCGCAAGUCAGAAAAGCAAACUUCUUGCUGGAAAAUGCUCUGUCGUUGAUACAGGCCGGACAGUAUGGCGAGGAGGUCGAGAAAUAUCUCGACGUCUACUUGCGUACACCAGGCCUUGGAAAUGAGGAUGUAGCCAGGGCCUUACUUGCACGAGGCAAUGCGAGGAAGUCUGCCGGUGAACGACUUCUUGCGAAGGCCCAGCAAGACUUUCAAGCGGUUGCGAAGCUGGACCCUUCCAAUCGUGAACUACAGGUCUAUCUUCGAGGAGAGAACAUGAUUCAUUUCCAGUGCGAACCUGCUUCACAACGUGCUCCACCCGAAAUAUGGGAACGAAUAGCGCGAUUCAUUCCCCGAUAUCAUCUUCGCACCUGGUUCUUUGUCUCGGCCUUUCACAGGAAUAUUGCCGUACGAAUUAUAUUUCACACUCUCGACCUCUACUUUGGUGAAGACCAAGACAAUGUCCGAGAGAACCUGAAUCGAGGCCUUGACAUAUUCGAUAGAGUCAAGGCUGACCCGGUGUUUGCGAGCCGUAUCAGAAUCCUUCGACUGCAUUGGGCGUACGAGGAAGGUGAUAUGCUCGAUCUCAUGAUCCGUAUGUUAUUCCUGCACACUUCUAUCCGUCCAGUCUGGAAACUAUCUAUCGUAGGUAUCUUCCGUAAUGCCCUUCCCUUUUUCAAAAGCCUUCAGGAAUUCGAGUGGAUUGGAUACCCGGAAUUACGCGCAGAUAUGGUGAAAGCCAUUCAUGCCAGUCAUCCUCACCUGCAUUCACUUGGUGCCAUUGGUUGGCAUUUUGAUGCUAUUGGUGUAAGCAAGUUUGGUAACCUUCGCAAGUUCACUCUUCGAGCAGAAGACGAUGAUGGCAUGGCGGACAUGGGCGAAGUUCGUAUGGUUUUGGAUCAGAAUGAACGUACUCUUCGACACCUUACCCUGGGAGCGUACCUACAACGUGAUCAUUCUUGGGACGGCGCUUUUCAGUCGGUCACUAUUCGCAGCCUCACACAUCUGGAUCUAGUUGACACAAGAAUAUCGCAUGUCGUGUUGGCAAGAAUCGCACAUGCGCACAGUCUACAGAGUCUCACGCUUCAUGGAACAUUCGAAGAGCCGACUUCAGCAAGCGUCGUCUUUGGAAGCGACCAUAUCAUCGACGGGAAGCACACUUUCUUGCCUCAUCUUGAGGCAUUCAGGUUCGUUACCGUAGGCCACGAUGACGAUCUCGGCCUCUUCCAGAGUGUCACCCAGUUUCUUAGAGGUCGAUCGAAAUUGAGACGACUCGACCUCGGGAAUUGUCCUUGGGAGUUGGUGUCGAGCGUGUUACCCGAUCUCAAGAGUUUGCGAGUGCUCAGAGUACGGAUCGCGAACCUCACCAAUGCGGCGCUGAAGGCUUUAUUAAAGAACAUACCGAAAGAAAUGGUCGCCGUUCAUCUCACUGUCAUGGUUUCUGACAAACCUCUCGUAAGUCCUACCUCUAAACCGUUCACUACACAUGCUAAAUCCACGAUAGCAUGAAUAUGCCCCAGGCUUUCGCAUAUUUCCUUCUCUCAGCAUUCUCCACCUUCAUGGCCAAAAAACAUCUAGACCUCAACCGAACCUGCUCUCCGAAAAAGACUUCUUGACACAAACGGAACUCUGGAUGUCCAGCGCUCGAAGUAUUGCCGUCGGUCUGCCUUCAUUAGACUUCAUUGGAUGGCAUGGGGAGCAUUAUGUUGUGGUGAGAGGCGUAGGUGAGAAGGGGAAAGCGGUGGAGUUGAAAGAGCUUCCGGUGAGAAGGCGGCUGGAUUGUGGGAAAGGGGUGGAUCUUGGCGGAGAGGAUGCGACUUGGUUGGAGAGAAAGGACGUACCGAUGGAUUAUGAACGGUCUGGGCUAGAGACAUAAAAUAGUUGUGUGACGUGAUUCUUCAAUGAUAGAUGAUGAGUAUCUCGUAUACUUCGGAGCUGCAAAUAAUCCGUUAGUCAAGGUCAUCCUCCCUGAGUGUGGAGCUAGCUCCUACUACUAAGCACUACAAUAGUGGUAGCCCUAUCCGCUCACUAUUUCAGUGCUCUACUUUAUGAAUGUACU
Somion occarium is the source of this 2353-nucleotide messenger RNA. The record is from the annotation of a GenBank genome assembly. NCBI's taxonomy places the organism in Eukaryota, Fungi, Basidiomycota, Agaricomycetes, Polyporales, Cerrenaceae.